This is a messenger RNA of Otolemur garnettii (small-eared galago), 1794 nucleotides long. It is a transcript of the gene ADAD2, whose product is annotated as adenosine deaminase domain containing 2. The coding region runs from base 1 to 1794 and encodes 597 amino acids. The transcript has 10 exons. The record is from RefSeq and is a predicted model, not a curated record. Gene Ontology annotation, molecular function: tRNA-specific adenosine deaminase activity; double-stranded RNA adenosine deaminase activity; double-stranded RNA binding. Lineage: Eukaryota; Metazoa; Chordata; Mammalia; Primates; Galagidae. Gene Ontology annotation, cellular component: cytoplasm; nucleolus. Gene Ontology annotation, biological process: RNA processing; adenosine to inosine editing.
AUGUCUUCUUCAGCCAGCGUGUCCCCGGGCGCUGACGACGGCGGCCGCAGGAAGCCUCGCCUGGCGGCGUCGUUGCAGAUCAGCCCUGGGUCGGGACCCUGCCGACCGUCGGCCAGUGUGGGCCAAGAUGCCUGGGAGCCCACACCCGCCCGCACCGCGGAGGACAACGAAGAGCUGGGUGGGAAGCCCCAGGCCUCGGCGCCUGGGGACGGUGGGCCCCAGGCGGGGGCCGAAGUCCUGGAACUGGGGGCAGCCCCGGCAAGGGAAGAUUUGGGGGGCCUGAUGGAGAUGUCCCCGGGGGGCUCCAUCCCACCCGCAGGGCCCGCGGGGGACAUCCCCCCGGCCUCCGGCCCUCUGAGCCUGUCGCUGGAGGACCCUCCCCCAGUCCAGGCGGUGGCACUGCUCACGCAGUACGUGGCCAGUCGGGGCAUGCAGCUGACCUUCCGAGAGGACCAGACGGCAGGUCCCUGCUCCACCUUCUCUGUGUAUGUGGAGCUGGAUGGGGUGGUCUGCCCCACAUGCACCUCAGAUUGCAAGACAGAUGCCAAACAGCAGGCAGCUCUGUCUGCCCUCUGCUACAUCCGCAGUCAGCUGGAGAGCACAAAUGCUCCCAAGACUCCCAGUGAGCCUCCACUUGCCUCCCUGAGUGUAGAGAACAUCCUGACCCAUGAGCAGCGCUGUGCGGCUGUGGUUAGUGCCGGCUUUGACUGCUUGUUGGAUGAGAACUCUCCGUACCGGGCCUGCAAGGGGACUGUGGCUGCAGUCAUCCUGGAAAGGGAGAUCCCAGGUGCCAGGGGCUACUCCAAGGAGAUCUAUGAGCUGGUGGCACUGGGCACGGGCAACAGCUGCUGUGCCGGCUGGCUGGAGUUCUCGGGCCGGCAGCUCCAUGACUGCCAUGCGCUGGUGGUUGCCCGCCGUGCUCUGUUGAGGUUCUUGUACCGGCAGCUCCUACUGGCCAUUAAGGGAGGCCCCAAGGGCCAGGAGCGGUCUGUGCUGGCCCCCCAGCCUGGGCCUGGGCCUCCCUUUGCCCUCAAGCCCCGAAUCUUCCUGCACCUCUAUGUCAGCAACACCCCCAAGGGAGCAGCCCACGACAUCUACCUGCCCUCAGCUUCGGAAGGCAGCCUCUCCCAUGGCACACCCUUCCGCCUGCAGGCGCACAUUGGUGGGCAGCUGAAGCCUGUGUGCUAUGUGGCCCCUGCGCUCCAUGACACCCAUGUAGGUUGCCUCUCGGCCAGUGACAAGCUGGCACGCUGGGUCGUGCUGGGGCUGGGUGGUGCCCUGCUGGCCCACUUCCUGCCGCCACUCUACAGCACCAGCCUCGUCCUGGCUGAUCCCUGCCAUGACCCCUCGACACUGAGCAGGGCCAUCCAUAGCCGGCCCAGCCUGGAUGGGGCCUUGGGGCCAGUCCUGCCCCCUCCCUAUGUCCGCACCACUCUGCACCUGUUCACAGGGCCCCCAGUGGCCCCCUCUGAGCCCACCAACAGCUGCCAUGGACUGAGCCUCAACUGGAGUCUGGGGGACCCUGAUAUUGAGGUCGUGGAUGUGGCCACUGGGCGUGUGAAGGCCGACACCACCCUCGGGCCUCCUUCCCGUCUCUGUAAGGCUGCCUUCCUCAGGGCCUUUCGCCAGGCUGCCGGAGCCCUGGGGAAGCCCCACCUCCUGGCCUUGAAGACCUAUGAGGCUGCCAAGGCUGGGCCCUACCAGGAGGCUCGCCGACGGCUGUCUCUCCUCCUGGACCAGCAGGGCCUGGGGGCUUGGCCCUCGAAGCCACUGCUGGGCAAGUUCAGAAACUGA